GCACGUGAGUCCAGGUUUCUCUUCGCCGAGGUUCUUCCGAUCGAGCAUCGAAAAAAUUCAAGAAAGUGGGACCCACUCGCUUCCUGAAUGGGCUUGCCCUAAGGACCACAAGUUUUCCUCUGCAACAUUCAGUAUCAGCCUCCAACAGUCGAGCAACAUUCACCUCCGCCGUCUUUAUUACUUCCAAGACGUCCGACACAUAUCCUUCAAGAUGACCAAGCGAACAAAGAAGGUCGGUGUUACCGGUAAAUACGGUACCCGUUACGGUGCUUCCCUGCGAAAGCAGGUCAAGAAGAUGGAAGUUACCCAGCACGCCAAGUACACCUGCACUUUCUGCGGAAAGGUCACCGUCAAGCGACAGGCUACCGGCAUCUGGGAUUGCAAGUCUUGCAAGCGCACCGUUGCUGGUGGUGCUUACACCGUUGCCACACCUGCUGCCGCCGCCAUGCGAUCGACUCUGCGACGUCUCCGAGAGAUUGCUGAGGUUUAAGGAUGGACUCUAGCGGAAGAAGAAAACGGCUUUGCUUUUCGGUAUGGUGUACGGGGGAUAUGGAUUUCGUGCCUACACUACGAGUUGACGAUCUGGACGUCAACACCCGAUAUUCGAUCACAUAGAAGCCGAUCGAUUAGCAAUGAACAAAAAAGAAUUGCAGGCUUCAGACCCAUUCAACAACUCUCCCGCCCCGUGCAAUUAUAAAUUAACAGAACUAUUGUCAUCUUUCAGUCAUCGCAGGAUUCUACUGUCGCCAGGAACUGGACCGGUCGAUACGAACAGGUCCUAUGCCAACACGCUGAUGUUCUUCUUGGCCAGCCCUCAAGUGUCUAAGUCAUGAGCUCCAUGUCAGGACCCUAUCUUACGCCGCAGCAGGUCCUUCGUCACUCUCGACUGUGUACAGUGGGGCUCACGAGUGUGGUAGAAUAUUCUCUCUGAAGUAAUCAGAGCCGAUUUCGACAACAUUUAUGCCCGAUCCGAAUUAUCUCGAAGGAUAUGAGCUGCGAGGUCUCUUCCCGCCUCGGAUCAACCUAGUUAUUUAAACCCCCUUAAACCUCGUACGACCUUGAUUGGGCCCAUUCUUUUCUGUAGUAUGAACUUCUCAACUCUCAACAGGACAUGGUUGGCAAAAGACACAUGUUGCGGGCAAAUAUGAUUCACGCGGUUUUCGACGAUAAACCACGUCUGGGUAAUACACUGGGACAUUUUCGAAGCAGCUUAGCAAAACGUUUUGUGGGGUGCAGUAUGAUAAGUGGAAGUCGUAAAUACUCAACAUGGACAGUAUGUAACCACGAGAUCUGACGGUCAAGUUUGGCUUGUGAGAUGGGUUCUGACUUCGUAGGUUAUGGCAAGUUUGCAUCAUAGCUUUCUAGGCUUCUCUAUUGCACUAAAUUUGGGUGCCUGCCGUACCAGUGAUGGUCUCCAGUUGUGACUCAGGAUACUGUCAUCCUCGA
Fusarium verticillioides 7600 is the source of this 1446-nucleotide messenger RNA. RefSeq names its product ribosomal protein L37ae. Gene Ontology annotation, molecular function: structural constituent of ribosome. Gene Ontology annotation, biological process: translation. The transcript has 4 exons. The record is from RefSeq and is a predicted model, not a curated record. Lineage: Eukaryota; Fungi; Ascomycota; Sordariomycetes; Hypocreales; Nectriaceae. Gene Ontology annotation, cellular component: ribosome. Bases 212 to 490 code for a protein of 92 amino acids.